UUUUACUUGUCUCAAAGACAAGCCUGAGAAUCAUGCUUAUUUGAAACCACACUAAUACCUCGCCAAUGAAUCGACGUAGCGGUAUCUAAUGUCCUUCAACGUCAAGUGUCAGUCGCGGCGUAUCAGCCGAACAGGCAACACGUCGUCUUCACGCGGGAUUUUUGGAGCACGAAAGAUAACAAUGGCAAACAAAAAACAAAGCGAUGAAGAAAAACGCCUAAAACAUAAAAUGAAAGAACGUGAACGAAGACGUAGGAUAAAGAGUGAUCCGGUUCUCAAUGAGGCUAUGAAACAAAAAAUUAAAGAAAAAUAUGCGAGAAAAAAGGCAGAAGGAAAAAUAACAAAACUUCAUGAGGAACCACGCAAAAUCCAAAAAAUAUUAAAACAAAAGAAUCGCGAGAGUUCCAAAAAGCAUUAUUAUAAAAAGAAAAAAGAGGCUGAGCUAGUAUUAAAUGAGAGGCUCAUAGAUAUUCCAAUAAAUAAUGUAAGUGAAAAUGUUCUGGAUCCGUUAACUCAAUCUCUGGUUCAGUCACAGCUACCGUCAUCUAUUGCAGCUGAUGUAGGUGAAACAUUCUCUGCUCAAGUAGAUUCUGCAUCUAAUUUACGUGAAGCGUCUACGGCUUCUUCAAGAUCUUUCACAGCACAUCACACUGCUAACUGCAAUAUUGCAGUAGAUGUACCUUCGCCAUCGACUCGUUCUUAAGUAGUGUCUCCGUG
Molecule: messenger RNA, 717 nt
Organism: Leguminivora glycinivorella
Lineage: Eukaryota; Metazoa; Arthropoda; Insecta; Lepidoptera; Tortricidae
Exons: 2
Coding region: 89-703 (204 amino acids)
Source: RefSeq, a predicted model, not a curated record